GCCCGCCCUGUGACUAACUCCGGUGUGUGAGUCACGGCGCGGCCCGUCACGCCGUUCAAUGCCGUGCGCUGACGGACGGCGCCGCUUCCAUCGCUCCCCGAGCCGCCCCGCUCCCAUCCCAUCCCGCGGUACGCGGCCGGCGGGCCGCGCCUGUCACCGUGUCACAUCCUCCCCCCCAGCUCCGCCGCCCCCGGAGCGGCAUGGGAUAGAGCGAAGCCUCCUCGACCGCGGCGCGCUGAUCUCUAAGCUCGAGCGUUCCCCACGAGCCCCUCUGGUGUCCCCGCUGGAAAAGCCCCUCGGUGCCCACAGCGCUCCGCAGCGGCACGAGCGGCACAGUCCCCGGAGCGGAUAUAUGUUGGGGAAAGGAGGAAAGCGGAAGUUUGACGAGCAUGAAGAUGGGCUGGAAGGCAAAGUGGUGUCUCCUACUGACGGUCCCUCUAAGGUGUCAUACACCUUACAGCGUCAGACUAUCUUCAACAUUUCCCUUAUGAAACUUUAUAACCACAGGCCAUUAACCGAGCCAAGCUUGCAAAAGACAGUUUUAAUUAACAACAUGCUGAGGCGAAUCCAGGAAGAACUCAAACAAGAAGGCAGCUUGAGGCCCGUGUUUGUGACCGCGUCGCAGCCCACUGACCCUCUCAGCGACAACUUCCGCGAGGCCCAGCCAGCCUUCAGCCACCUCGCCUCCCCGUCCCUGCUCCCCACUGACUUGGUAAGCACUACAUCCCUGGAGUCCUGCCUCACCCCAGCCUCUUUGCUCGAGGAUGACACUUUUUGCACUUCCCCGACUGUCCAGCACGACGGUCUGACAAAACUACCACCUCCUGCUCUCCAGCCAGUCAAGGACAGCUUCUCCUCAGCCUUGGAUGAAAUCGAGGAGCUCUGUCCCGCACCUACCUCUGCAGAGGCAGUAGCAGUAGCAGCCGAAUCAGCCGCUGGUGACUCUAAAGCCCACCCCUGCGAGUCCAGCGUUCCCAAGCCCGAGGGCGUCGCGGAGAGCAGAAUGGCCGAAUCCAAACUCAUGGAGCCACUCCCUGGCAACUUUGAGAUCACGACUUCCACAGGUUUCCUCACAGACUUGACCCUGGAUGACAUUCUGUUUGCUGACAUUGAUACGUCCAUGUACGAUUUUGACCCCUGCACGUCGGCUGCGGGGGCUGCCUCCAAAAUGGCGCCCGUCUCGGCGGAUGAGCUCCUAAAGACGCUGGCACCGUAUAGCAGUCAGCCAGUAACUCCAAAUCAGCCUUUCAAAAUGGACCUCACAGAACUGGAUCACAUCAUGGAGGUGCUUGUUGGGUCUUAAAGUACAGAAAUAGAGCAGCUCUCUCUCUCUCUCUCUCUCUCUCUUUAUUUUGAUUUCUUUCAUUUUAAGUACCAGUAUAUACACUCGGUAGUAUUUCCGUCGUCCCUCCCACCCAAUUCACAGCACUGUGCAUGCGUCCUUGCUUGCCUUUUUGGAAGAGAAAAGGAUCACACUAGUUUUUGCUUCAAGCAGAGUUGGAGUGCCUUCAUCCACGUACAACCACUUCUAAUGUAUUUUGUUUUUUCCAAGUGGUUCCUCAAGGAAGACCGAAUAUCCCGGUAUCGGAAAGAACAUGGAUUGUAGACAACGUUACAAAGAGAAAAACAAAAUGAAAUUGUACGAGCCAAGCACAAGGAUUAUGUAGGGGAAAGCUGUAAAUUGCAUGUGCACAUUUGUCUAUUUUUUCUAUAAGUUUUAUCGCGAGAGGUUAAAAAAAAAGAAGAAUUAUUUAGAUAAUCUCAGUACCAUUUUAGCCCUGUAGAGGCUGACUUGGCAACUCAGCCUUUUUGGAGGCAUUAACCCGCUCCUCUUUCAGCGUUGCAUUUACACGGCUGUUCAGAAACUGCUGCCCAAAUUUAUUUUCUAUUUUUGUACAGAUUCUGCAGUUUAUGAUAUUGUUUUUUCUAAAAACAAAUGCUGUUUAUACACACGGAAAAAAAAGAAAAAAAGGAAAAAAAAAUAGCUAUUUUGAUAGGAUUUGCUCACAUAGUUCCUGCAUAAUUCAGAUGUACAAGAACCACUUGUACUUUUAUACAGAGUUGUAACGUUUUAUAUGUGUAUGGUGCAAAGAGAAAAUUAGAUCAAAUAAGCCUGCAGUCGGUUUCCCUGAAUGCAAACAAAACAAACCAAGUGCUUUAAGAAAGGGCUGGCAGCCGCUUCUGCGGGAGCCUCGCCAGCGUCCGCUCCCUGCUGUACCCACUGCGCACUACUGUGAUCCCCAAACUCAGAGCCAUGUCUUCAUCCAACGUGUACACGGGGCGCUCGGCAGGGAACAGCUGUGGAACUUCACCCUGCAGUGCCGGCGCUGCUCCCCUUCGCCCCGCGGCUCCAGAGGGGACGGCGCUGCCGCUCCGUGCCAGCAGCCCUGGCAGCACCCGCGGGGCCCUUUCUUGGAGCAUCUCUCCUUCCCUCGCCCCCACCUCACUGUGCUAAGUGCUGAAAAAGGCAACUUCAGUAUUACUGCAGUGAAGUUCAUCUCUUACCUGCACUGGAUGGACUUGCUUUUGUAUCCAUUGCUGUUGAAACUGGAGCCAGUCGUGUUACAUCGCUCGGCAUCUCGUAUAGGGUUGGUUUCUCGUAUCGACUGCGUUACCUGCUUUACACUUUAUAGACCUGUUUUACAACAAAUAUACAGACACAGCUUUCUAUGCAUGGUUCUCCCCCCCCCUACACACACACCCUCCCCAUUAACACCUGACAAGUCUUCUCAUUACGGCACCGAUAGCAUUUUUUGAGUUUGUUGUGGUGUACCUUUAAUUUAAAGACAAAAUGUUUGCAACGUAUCAUGCCUGUUGCUGAAGUCGCUGUGGCAUCUUAGCUUCCCGAUGGUACUUUAGCUGUUGAGCGCCGGUUACAACCUAUAUUGUUGACAUGCCUAUGGCUUCUUUAGGAAUAACUUUUAUAUUUAUUUAAGAAGUUUUAAAUUAUGUUGUACGUCAUUUGGCAAUAUUCAGUCAGCUCUGCUCCCUUCUUGUCAUGGAUGAAAUUGGGUCUCGCUCGCCUCGGAAGGAGGCAGCUUUCUAUGAAUUGGCACUUUAAACCAGGCCAUGUGUAUUUAUUAGAGUAGAGAUAGAUAGAUGGAACGUAGAUCUGCACGCAGACGGAGCGCAGAAGCAAACACAUUUUGCAAUGAAGGAACUCUUGAUGGAAACAAAAGGCACCACUUCCAAUCACAAACUGCUUCUGCAUUCCUUUGUCCUGCAGAGUGGGGCUGGGGGCAGCUGGCCUAAGGAGGAAUGGGGGGGUGGAGGGGAAGGUUUCGUUCCUUUAUUUCCAAACCAAACUCAGUGAUGCUGAAUCCAACAGACUUGACACGUAGGUGACUGUUUCCACCACAAGCACUGACCACACACAGCACAGGGACCAUGGCAGCAGGAGGGCCCUUGCUCGGCCACAGCCCCCCAUAGCAGCUCAGCCCCUCUCUGGGCAAAGCAGCGGUGCCCAUGAGGCACACUGCACCAUCAGCCAUCUCACACUGUAACUCGCCCUGUGCUCACAUCACCGCAGUGAAAAAAACCAAUUGGGAGCAUGCUGGAGCUGCCCUUGUUUUUGGGGGUUAUUUACACAGUCAAACAAAUGCCAUAUGUUAGGCAGAAGUUCACAUCAAUGCUAUUUUGGGAGCGCUGUGCCGCUGCUCAGGCGCAGCUCACUGCAGUUUUGUGCUCACAGAACAGGGGACAAGCACCAAUUACAGCUCCCCACGCACAAGGCAGUGCUGCAGCCCAGGUCCCAACAAGCAGGAGCCCUAUGCCAGGCAUGGAGAGUGACAUUAAUGUGCAAUGAAGUGACAAGAGGGGAGCAGAAUAAAAGAGCUUUGGAUUUGAAGUUAUUAUUAUUUUUUUUCCCUUAAAUUAUUUAUUCUUUUUUUUUUUUUUUUUCCUUCUUCCUUCUGUAAAUAUAUUUAUUUUAUUGUGAAGCUAACAACAUCUGGAUUGUAACAUGUACAGAAUGUAUGGUAGGAAUGUAUUCUCUCGUAGGAAUGUAAAUCUGUAUGAACAAGGGUAUGGGAGCCAGACUUAGAGCAAACCAGUCGAGUUCCAGGCAGAACAGGGAUGGGUCACAGGCUGUUUUUUCCCUCCCCCUCCCUCUUUCUAAUACGGGUCCGGUUGCUGGAAACCUGCAAAGAAAAAAAUCACGGUAAGAAUCAAUUUGGACCUGAGGUAUUUUUUUAUCCCAUUCCCCCCCCCCCACUGCUGAGUGAUAACAGCCUGGGUUGUUUAGCACCAACGUGAUGAAGGCACAGUGACUGUUACGACAGUUACACAGAGCGAGCAGCCCUGGCCCAUCCGACAGGCAUUCGCUGCCCUGGCACACAGUGAGCUGCGCUGGGGCAGCUGCUUGGGUUCCCCCCCCCCCCCUCAAGGUUUUGGGUUUCUGCUGUGCAAGUUGCUUUCAGUGCUUCUGUUCAUUAACAAGACCAAUACGUUCGGGUUUCAUAUAUAUAUAUAUAUAUAUAUAUAUAUAUAUAUAUAUAUAUAUAAAAUAUAUAUAUAUUUUUGGGGGGGGGGGUUGUUUCUUUCUAAGCACUUUUUCUUUUCCUGAACCUGAUGCGAUUCCGGAUCCUCUUUACGAUCCAAUUGCUGAUAGAACCCACCUUCAACUCCCACCUCGUGUCAUUGCAUACAGGCAUCCGUAAAGGCCAAGAUUCUGGAAUAGGUGUAAAUAGUGUGACAUGUUUCAGUGCAUGGCUGUUUGAACAGGGCUUGUUCUUGUCGAAAAACAAACAAACAAACAAAAAAAAAAAAAAAGAAGAAAAAAAAAAGAGAAAAAAAAAGGCUGAACUUCCCCGUUUCCCCUCCCCCAGACCUUAGAGCUGUGCCUUUUCUAUGCAAUAUUACAGACAUAUACAUAUGAAACCAGAUUACUGUAUUCACAUGUAGGUAUGGGCUGUAAUCGAAAACAAUUGGACAAAUGUACAUGGAAAUGAGCAGUCUUACUUUUGUAGUUUUAUAUUAUACAAUAAACGAUUAAAAUAAAA
Molecule: messenger RNA, 5000 nt
Organism: Coturnix japonica (Japanese quail)
Lineage: Eukaryota; Metazoa; Chordata; Aves; Galliformes; Phasianidae
Gene: SERTAD2
Product: SERTA domain containing 2
Cellular component (GO): nucleus
Molecular function (GO): transcription regulator activity
Source: RefSeq, a predicted model, not a curated record